CUCUUGUAAUAGAAAAAAAAAAAGUUAGAAUAAAAAACGCAUGAAAAAGCGACAACACAACAUCAAUAUAUUCCGCUAAUUUCGCUGUCACUCUCUCCAAUUUCUCUCUCUCUCCUUGCACAACUUCUCUCUCACUCUCCCUUACUCUCAAGUCUAAAGAAGGAUGGCUGAUGCAGAGGAUAUUCAACCCCUUGUCUGCGAUAAUGGAACUGGAAUGGUUAAGGCUGGGUUUGCUGGAGAUGAUGCACCAAGAGCAGUCUUCCCUAGUAUCGUUGGUCGUCCCCGACACACCGGAGUCAUGGUUGGUAUGGGCCAAAAGGAUGCAUAUGUUGGAGAUGAAGCUCAGUCUAAGAGAGGUAUUUUGACGUUGAAGUACCCAAUUGAGCAUGGAAUUGUGAGCAACUGGGAUGACAUGGAGAAGAUUUGGCACCACACCUUCUAUAAUGAACUCCGUGUUGCUCCGGAAGAGCAUCCCGUUUUGCUGACUGAGGCCCCACUGAAUCCCAAGGCAAACAGGGAAAAGAUGACUCAGAUUAUGUUUGAGACAUUCAAUGUCCCUGCCAUGUAUGUUGCUAUUCAGGCUGUUCUGUCACUGUACGCUAGUGGUCGUACUACAGGUAUUGUGCUUGAUUCUGGUGAUGGUGUGAGCCACACUGUGCCAAUCUACGAGGGUUAUGCUCUACCCCAUGCAAUCCUUCGUCUGGAUCUUGCUGGUCGUGAUCUUACCGAUUACCUCAUGAAAAUCCUCACUGAGAGAGGUUAUAUGUUCACAACAUCUGCUGAACGGGAAAUAGUUCGUGAUAUUAAAGAAAAGCUAGCGUAUGUUGCUCUUGAUUAUGAGCAGGAAUCAGAGACCGCCAAGAGCAGCUCUGUGAUAGAGAAGAACUAUGAGUUGCCUGAUGGUCAGGUGAUCACAAUCGGAGCUGAAAGGUUCCGUUGUCCAGAAGUCCUCUUCCAACCUUCACUAGUUGGUAUGGAGUCCGCUGGUAUCCAUGAAACGACAUACAACUCCAUCAUGAAGUGUGAUGUCGAUAUUAGAAAGGACCUUUAUGGUAACAUUGUGCUCAGUGGUGGUUCAACUAUGUUCCCUGGUAUCGCUGAUCGUAUGAGCAAAGAGAUUACUGCGCUUGCUCCUAAUAGCAUGAAGAUCAAGGUUGUUGCUCCACCUGAGAGGAAAUACAGUGUGUGGAUAGGAGGAUCUAUUCUUGCAUCACUUAGCACUUUCCAACAGAUGUGGAUCUCCAAGGGUGAAUAUGAUGAGUCUGGCCCAUCAAUCGUUCAUCGUAAAUGCUUCUAAACUAAACUUUGUUUCUGAGAUCGUUGGCGUAAGUAUCCCCCCCCCCCCCCCCCCCCCCCUCCUCCCCCCCUUUUCCUCCCUUCAGAAAAAUGCUACAGCUUGAUGAAACUUUUGAAUCUUGUACUAUAAUUGCUAUGGAUUUUGUAGGUUGAAAAUUGUGAAUCUUUUAUCUUUGUUGAAUGCUUGUAGUUGCGCUCUCUAUGUUAUGUAGUUUUGUUGGGAAAUGUGUCAAAUAUUGUGAAGAGUAGUUGUUUGGUCUUUUUUUUGAAGGAAUUGAGGAUUGUUACCCUCCUUUUGGAAUUGUUCCCUGUUGUAUUUGGAGUUUUUGUAGUAUUUGAUACCCCAUCGAGUCAUCGUCAUUUCGUCUAUUGACAAGGUUUCUAUAUACUAUGUAGUACAUUAGUACUAUAUACUAUCCAAAGAAAAUAAAACUACCUGUUUUGAGUCGUUUGUUUUA
This is a messenger RNA of Beta vulgaris subsp. vulgaris (sugar beet), 1754 nucleotides long. RefSeq names its product actin-7. Gene Ontology annotation, biological process: cell division. The transcript is spliced from 5 exons. Gene Ontology annotation, cellular component: cytosol; plasma membrane; plasmodesma. The record is from RefSeq and is a predicted model, not a curated record. Bases 164 to 1297 code for a protein of 377 amino acids. Lineage: Eukaryota; Viridiplantae; Streptophyta; Magnoliopsida; Caryophyllales; Amaranthaceae.